AUGUCUAAUUUGUGUAAAGUAAUUGUUCUCCUACCUUUUCUUUUGACCUUCGUUUUGGCGAGGCUCCCUUCCCUCGAUCCUGUUGAGGAAGGAAAAUCAAUCAAUUUCCAUGCGCGUUAUGAUAAGUUCACCUCCGACGGCAAUGGAUCCGAGAAUCAGGAUGACAAAUCGGAUCCCGGUAACGAUAAGAAGCAUGGUGGGAUCACCUACGGUGGCGAUGGAUCUAAGAAUCAGGAUGACAAAUCGGAACCCAACGACGAUAAGAAACCCGUAAACAGAGACGACAAGGAGGAGGGAGGAAAAGAAAAUGGGUUUGAGGGUGAACAUAGAUUCCCAUUCCCGUUCCGGUUCCCAUUCCCACAAUUUGGCAACCACGACGAACCACCAAAGGAAGCGAAAGAAUCGGAUACUGCCACUGCCAACAGGCCGGAUUUAGAGACAAACUUCCUAGGUUCAUGGAAGGUGGAUAAUCCAAAUUCUGGUGUUUCAGCCAUGCACGUACAAUUGUUACCAAAUAACAAGGCUGUGUGGUUCGAUACCCUGAACCUCGGUAAAUCGGACAUCCUGGCCUAUCCUCCAGCAUGCCGCAGGCUUGUUGGAGGGAGAAAGGGUGAUAAAGGACUCGACUGCACUGCUCAUGCCAUUCAAUACGAUGUAGAGACAGCCCAAGUCAAAACCAUGAAGAUGGAAAAUGAUCCAUGGUGCUCAUCAGGAGCUAUGUCACCAAACGGAGCCCUAGUCAGUACAGGUGGUAAUCAGGAAGGAUUUCGAGCCCUCAGAGUUAUCAAUCCAUGUGAAAACUGCGAGUUUCAAGAAAAUCAAGCAGCACUUUCAGCCAAUAGAUGGUAUGCUACACAAAUUAUGCUCGAAGACGGUAGCUUUGUUGUGAUUGGUGGUCGCGGCGCACACAACUAUGAAAUAAUUCCAUCAGAAGAACUGAAUUUUCCGAUACAACAAUAUGGCUUACCCUUCCUUGAGGAAACGAUGGAUGAGAAAGAGAAUAAUCUCUACCCAUUUGUUAAUCUACUUCCAGAUGGGAACAUUUUUGUAUUUUCAAACUACAAAUCCAUCAUCCUCAACCCUUACACUGGAGAAACCCUUCACAACCUCCCCGACUUGGCCGGUGGUUCCCGGAACUACCCGGCUUCAGGAAUGUCAGCACUACUCCCGAUCAAUCUUAAUGUAGAAAACCCAGAAAAAGUGGAUGUUGAAGUGAUCGUCUGUGGUGGCAACACGCCUGAUGCAUUCAAGUUUUCAGAGUUACCGCCAAGAAAAUUCUUCCCUGCAUUGAAAGACUGCGGAAGGUUAAGUCUCACGAAACAAGGAGCUCAAUGGGAGAAAGAGGAUAUGCCAUCGCCACGAGUCAUGGGCGACUUGCUUCUUCUUCCGACAGGAGAUAUACUCAUAAUCAACGGUGCACAGGCAGGUACUUCAGCAUGGGAUGCUGCAGAAACUCCAAAUCUCACGCCUGUACUCUACAGUCCCAACAAGAAUAAGGGUGAAAGAUUUAAGGAAUUAACACCAACAACCAUUCCUCGCAUGUACCAUUCAUCUUCUGCAGUUUUACCCGAUGGACAAAUCCUCGUAGCCGGAAGCAACACAAACGAUUACUAUAAAUUCAACAAAAAGGACAAUCCUGAAAUGAUUUAUCCUACUGAAUUGAAAGUCGAGAAAUUCUCGCCGCCAUAUUUGGCUCCCGAGCUUCAACAAUAUAGACCGAAGAUAUUGGAGUUCUUUUCAGACAAAAAACUCAAGUAUGGACGUGAGUUCAAUGUGCGGAUCAGAUUAGAUGCCCAAAUCGAUCAGUCUGAUAUUAAGGUGACUAUGUACUCACCACCAUUCACCACCCAUGGGUACUCCCAAAACCAGAGAUUGCUUAUUUUGGGGCUCAAGCAAGUGACAAACCAACUAAUCAGUGUCGUUGCACCACCAUCGGGGAAGCUUGCUCCUCCAGGCUACUAUCUUCUCUUCGUUGUCCAUCAUGGUGUGCCAAGCCGCGGAAUGUGGGUGCACAUCGAGUAA
Fraxinus pennsylvanica is the source of this 2022-nucleotide messenger RNA. The record is from the annotation of a GenBank genome assembly. Lineage: Eukaryota; Viridiplantae; Streptophyta; Magnoliopsida; Lamiales; Oleaceae.